UACGGAUAUUCUAAUAUUAUUCAAGGUGUUUCUGCUUUUAGUUUUCAGCAAAGACUGGUUACCUGUCAAUCGAAAAAAACAGUAGAAGUCUGCGGCGGUAAAUAUUGAAACUGAUAUAAAAAAGUUCUACAAUGAAAAUGGAAAAAGGAAAAGGGGUGUUUGAAAAUAUAAAAUGAAAAUGUAACCCUAUGUGAUGGCAGCUAACUCUUUGUUUUCCUGCUUUAGAGGGAAAAAAUUCUCAUACACUCCUCAAUUAAAGAACCUACCAAGAAAUCCUGUUAACUUGUUGAGAGUUAACAGUAUGGACAAACCCCCAGCACCAAAGAAAAGAAAGGUUGAAGAAGAAGAUGAACUAUGGGGUGAUGAUGAUGAUGACUUUGAACUCACUCAGAAAGACUUGGAAAACCUAGACACUGAAGUAAUUGCUUCUCAGUCAGUAACAAAUGGGAGCACAUAUAGAAACAACUCAGCUGAUCCAGGACCAUCUGGGGCAGCACGACCUAAAUUAUCACUAUCCAAAUCUGGAUCAGACAGGUCUUCCAUGUCCUCGGGACAUUAUCAGCAUUCCUUUACAAAGCCUCAUCCUGUCAACAGCUCUUCUUCUUCAGAAUCUCUUAACCCAGCAUCAACAUCUACUAGUAGAAAUAACAGUUCAUGUAGUUCCGAGGAGAUACCAUUUGCACCACAAAGUAGACGUACUUCUUCGUCACAUUCCCUCGAUGCCAAUGAUCAGUCCCUCACUACAAUGUAUCUAAAGAAUCCUAUUGUUGAAGCUGAAAUGGACAAACUGAAACAAGAAUGUCAGCGCCUUCAAAGAGAGCUUGAAAGUGCAAAAGAUGACAGAUAUUCCAAUGAUGGAAGACUAAAGAUCUUACAACAAAACCUCUCCAGCAAAGAUGCAGAGUUGGGAAUCAUACGACAAGAAAGAGCUAAAUAUAUAGAACAACAGAAAAGAGAACAAACUGAGAAGGAGAAAAACUUACAGACUGAAGUAGACAAGCUGACUACACAGUUACAGUUCAAAGACAAGGAACUGGAUAAUUUCAGGGACAGAUGUAGAACAUUAGAAUCAGCUUCUGCUGCAGGACCCAGUGUCAGUCCUGUUCGUAGUCCUCGAGUUUCAAGUCCACUUGUUAAAAAGCAUAAAACAGAAGACAAUUCACCCAAAGGAAGGUCAUCAUUUCCUACAUCACAAAGUUUUAUGGCGGAAAAUUAUAUGACACAACCAUCAACAAGUCGAGCUGGUUACAAACCAGUAGAAACCAGAGAUGAAGGUACCAUGGCAACAGAGCAGCCAAUUGUUGCAGAAUCUUCAACUCCUAGAAAUUUUAGGCUGAAAUUAAGAUGCCCCAGAGGUGAUGUUCCAGGUGUAGAACUGCUGGCAGAUUUAUUAGAUUCUGAUCUAGGUACAGAAAAGUCAGGAGAAGAGAAAGGAAUUGUAGGACUUUUACAAAAAAGGACUUCAGUAGUAGAUUUACAAUUUUUACAGUUUGACAGAGACAGCAGUAAUUUAUUAUCACCAGUACAUAAUAAAAGAGUACUGGAUUUAAAACAUCAGCCUUCUUCAAUUGUGUCUCCUGAAAAACCUGUCAAAAAAGCUAUUAUCUCCCCUGACAGUUACUCUUCAGCAAUUCAUGGCAUGAAAUGUCUACUACGUAAUCAACAAACUUUCCAAAGUAGAUCAGAGACAAAUAUUGUUUUAACAGAAAAUACAUUAAAUGGUGCUAUAUUAAUUUUACCUAUGAUUGACGAUUAUUUAACUCAGUAUAUUGAAAUGUUGAGAAUUAAUUUAGAUGCUAGAACAUGUGUCAGUCCUCGUAGCUCCUUUACGUCAUCAGGAUCGUCUAAAUCAAGUUUUGACAGUUCCAUACAAUCUUUGACUGGAUCAUUAGAUAUGCUAUUAAAGGAUAGUGCUGAUUUUGCAAAUAAUUUAGAAAAUAUGGCUUUAGUGACAUUACAAGUUUUACAUAAAUUGGUGUCAUUUUCUGCUGUUAUACGGAACAUUUUAUUGAAUGUGGAAAAAGGACCGCAACCUAUGGAAUCUACUGAUGAGGGUGAGCAACCAAUGGAAACAGAUAGAAGUAGUCCUGAAUCAUCUCUAGAUUCUGACUGGUCAAUAUCUUCUGAGAAAUUUUCAAAUCUCCAGGUUUUAAAGAAAGUAAUAAAGAUAGCUGAUUGUGGUCAAAAGGAGAGGUGGUAUAACAGUUUGGUUGUACAGAAAUGUUUUGACAUCUUGAUUGUAUUAGGAACGAACAGUACAGAAGAAAAACUUAGGAGUUUACAGCCUGAAAAUAUUGGAAGAGUUUUGAUAAACGCUUUAGACUGCAGGACAGAUAAACAAAUGGUGCUAUGUGCUCUCCACCUCAUCUCUACACUGGUCCAGUAUAACAAAGUGGUAUCAUCUUUAUGUAUUUGUACAGAAGGUUGUGUAUUACUGAACAUGUAUCAGGCUUGUACAGAUUUGAUAUUAACAGAAACAGAUGAAAGUAUGCUUGUUAUAGGUAAACUGGUGUUAGAAAUAUUACUAUCAAUUCAGAAUGUACACAAAGGAGGAAUUGUGUUACUGUGUGAAGCUGGCUGUAAUUGUAGCAUAAAGGUUGUGCAGACAGUAGUUCUACUGGUACACAAAUUGCUGAACAUUUAUGAGAACUCUCAGAACCAGUCUAUCUUAGAUGACAUCAUCAAAGGGUUACAGUUAUUACAUAUAAUGUCACAAAAACAAAACAAUUUUGCUGAAAAUCACUUUCAUGUGGAACAUCAAUACGUUCAAUUUGUGUGUGGUCUGCUUAAAGUCCUUAAAGAUUUUCCUGGGAAUUAUGAAUCUGAAAUUAUUGCAAUUGGUGAUUUAUGGGAUUUUAAUCAAGAUGAUUCAGAGUUAAUUCAAGAAAGUGAUGACGAACCAAGCUGAUACCAUUUUUAUGUUCAUUAAUGUACUAAUAUGUUUAACAAGAUUCUUAUCUGUUAUUUAAGCUACAUUUUAUAAUAAUUUAUCAAAAUAUAGACCUGUUGAUAAUACUCAUUGUCAAAGUCUCCAAAUAUCUUAUCUUAUAAGAAUAGGUUUCUGAUCAUGAGUGAAAUUUAUGCACCCAAUGUAACAAUAAUAAUAUUAUUUUUUAGUUCUGAAUUUUCCUGCAAAUAAAUCUGCAGCUCUUUACUUGUAUUCAUAACAAGAAUUUAAUGUAAAGAAAAUUGUAAUUUAAAACCUUCAGUGAAAUUUGGUUACGAUAAUUCAAUAAUUUAUAAUUAUGAUUUUGUUAAUCAACAAACAAUAUUGCAAGAUUUCUUUACUGUGAUGCAUAAAACACAUAAAAAUAAUAAGGUGAUGAAAGUUAAAUUUUAUGAUAAAAUGUGAGGUUUAUUAAAAAAAACAUAUCCUGUUGCAUUAUUGGUAAUUAUUAUAAUAUGGAUUUUUUUUCUGAAUUUAUAGUCAGUUGUAGAUACUUGAUAAUUGUACCAUUAGUCAUGGUACUAUCAUAGUAUUUAUUUAUUGAUAAGUAUAAUUAACAUUAUUGGUCUGACAUUUUAUAUUUGUUAAUUGUUGCUAUUUAAGUUGUUUUCUUGUUAGUUAAAAGAUGUUGAUAAAUUCUGUAAUGUGUAA
This is a messenger RNA of Mytilus trossulus (common blue mussel), 3598 nucleotides long. Its product is annotated as ATR-interacting protein-like. The coding region runs from base 194 to 2908 and encodes 904 amino acids. The transcript is spliced from 14 exons. Lineage: Eukaryota; Metazoa; Mollusca; Bivalvia; Mytilida; Mytilidae. Gene Ontology annotation, biological process: DNA repair; DNA damage checkpoint signaling. The record is from RefSeq and is a predicted model, not a curated record.